AAAAACACGAACAUGUGUAUAUUGUUUGGUCAUGUGUCAAUUAACUUAUCGCAGCCAUCACUUGUCUUUGUCUCCUUAUUCCUACCCACACUUCAAUACCUACCCUUCUCGCACCAGUUCACUUUCCCCCUAUGGAACACAAGCAAUUUACUCCAAUAAUAAUUGUAUUGUCCGCAGGUAUCACAUGUUCUGCUCUCAUUAAUGUUAUUAAUGGGACCAUCAAUUACCCUAGUGGUACUACUGCACCGUAUGACUAUGAAACGACAGCUACUUAUCAAUGCAACAAUGGACAUGUAUUUACAAGUGGAGACAGUGUGAGAACCUGUACUGGUGAUGGUAGUACUCCCAGCGGUCAGUGGGAUGGUGCUGCUCCUCGAUGUCCACCUGUGGACUGUGGGACUCCUCCGUCUAUUACCAAUGGAUCUCCUGGGAUACCAACAACCACAACAUUCACAGGGACAGUGACCUACAGCUGUAAUGAUGGCUAUGCACUCUUUGGGAUUGCUACAAGUAUUUGUCAGGCAAAUGCAACCUGGAGCAGACCACCAGAAUGCAGAGGUAUCACUAUUGGUGGUAUCCAAUCUGGUGUGCCCAUCUUAAUUGGAGAUUCUGUUACCAUCAACUGCAUCACUGACUCUCCUGCUGACUCAAUAGUGUUGCUCCAAGAUGACCAACCUCUUUAUGGAACUCAUCAGUCAACCAUUUUGUUGUAUACUAUCCCUCUUGUGUCUGACAACAUUCAUGGAAACACCUUCAAAUGUGAGGCUCUGCUAACAGGGAGGACAAGCUCUUCAGACACCGCCUUUGAUACAGGUACCAUUUUCAUUGCAGUUCCUGAACAACCUAUUACUGCUAGCAUCAGCCCAACUAUCCCUUCACUUCCACUAAUUGGAGAGCCAUACAUUGUGACUUGCACUGUUUCUUUAUUGCCUGGACUAACUCGCACACCAACUGCUCAGUGGCUGAAGGUUACUAUGGGAGAGGAAAUAAAUUACCUUAAUCGAUCCAUUCUCAAUUUCGCUCCACUAAGACCCUCAGAUGCUGGCAGAUACCGUUGUCAGGGAAACGUCACUACUACUGUUCACUCUCAACCUCUCUCAGACAGCAACGAUUUCGAUUUAAUUGCUCAAAUACCAACACCAGGAGUGAAAAUCUCAAAGUCUCCCUCUAGUUCAGCCUUGUUUGCUAACCUCAGUGUGGUAACAUUUACAUGUCAAGUGUCCAUACAUACAAACAUUGAUACUCCUGUCAGUUUGAGCUUGACUUGGACUCGUGAGGUUUAUAGUGAUGAAGAUGAUACAACCACUGAAGUAAUCAUGGUGAAUAGUACAACCAAAGUAAUGGAGAGAAGUUGGACCUUUAAUGAUUUAAGUUCAAAAGACCAGAGAGUGACUUGCAAUGGAGAAUUAAGUUCAGCUAGUAGGUUUAUUCAAGGCAGUAGCAGUAUAUAUGAAGACACGUUAUCUGUUGCUGGUGUGUUUUUGAUGUUCAACGGCAGUGUAUUUAACGACAAUAUUACCUCUGUACCAGCGAGGGAUGUACGUGUCAUACAGUGUCACUCUGACAAGACAGAUACAUUUAAUGAAUACCAACGUGGAUGGACUUUCCCUAAUGGCAGCAAAGUUAUGGAGACAGAUGCACUGGCUAUUGCAACACCCGAGGGAGGACAGCUGGCACUCACUCGACUAGGAAACACGUUCCUGCCAGCUGGAGAGUAUUGUUGCAAGGCUCAGGAUGCCAGAGGAACCAGCCACACCCUCUGUGUGCAUGUGGAGCAAAGUCACUCAGUGUUGUUCCAGCUCAGACUCACCAACAUCAACCACUGUCCUGACUGGGUCGAACAACCAGACAGGAUAACUGCUGUCACUGAAGCAUUGGUGUCUGAGAUCCAAGGCCAUUGUCAGUGUUCCUUUGCUCCUAGUGAUAUCCAAGAGCCAUCCUUCCAAUGCUUCCCGAAGUCAAACCAAGCUGUAACGUUCCGUGCUAUCACUACCUCAACCUUCAUUGAUGAUAUAUCACGCUGGAUUGCUGACGUUGGUUUACUGAGAGUACAGAUGGUUAUCAUACGAGUAGACAAGUCUUGUCAGGUGGAGAUAUCGAGCCUUGCGGACACAGAGUGCAGUGCAGGGAGCAGCGACAUUGCCACUGUGGUCGGUGGAGUGGUUGGGGUGGUCAUUGUGGUUGGCAUUGUUGUCAUAGUGAUUGCUGUACUGGUGUUCAAGAGCAGGAGAGAGAAGCUAACUGUCCACAGAACAACAAAACCUGACCUACCAGGGUCACUAAAGGGUGUAGUCAGUACUGGUGAGAUACAACCAUACGAGAUGAUUGAAAUGGGUCACGAAUACGAGGAAGUGUCCAAGUUCCAACGAGCGGUUGGUGGAGAGUAUGAGAUCAUUAGAGCACCCUCACAGACAACUGGCUCCGAGAGCAAGACUCCUAUAAAGACUGAGCCAUCACCACCCACUCCACCCACUCCACAACCCUCACAAGCGACUAAAGCUGCCGGAAAUGAUAUUGAGUUUACAGAGUGCGUUGCUUACAGCACAACCACCCACAGUCGCCCCCCACAGCCCACAAGCUUAUGAACACUGAAAUACCCUGUAUGCAAACUGACUGUAAAACUGUGACGUAGAAUUUUAUUUUUAUACAUUUACACAUUAAUUUUGUGCAUCUUUUAGUUUGAUCUUUAAUUAAUAUAUA
Molecule: messenger RNA, 2700 nt
Organism: Halichondria panicea
Lineage: Eukaryota; Metazoa; Porifera; Demospongiae; Suberitida; Halichondriidae
Exons: 8
Coding region: 132-2585 (817 amino acids)
Source: RefSeq, a predicted model, not a curated record